GGUGGAGCUAGUUAGCACAAGAGACAACGUGGUGGGGAGAGAGAGCGAGUUACAUCCACUGUGAUCCGGGAUAUUCAUGUGAGUUGACAUGUCUACCUUAUGGUCCUAGACACAUAAGCUGUAAAUGUUCCUCAUGUGUCUGUCCGUUUGCCACAGCGAGGAAACCGUGCAACAGCCAUGGACGCUGAUACGGCAGGAGGUGAUGUCCCCCAGCAGGUCGAGGUAGGAGAAGGAGGAGGAGGAGGAGGAGCGAUGACCAUCAAGGACGCACUGAAAGAGGUACUCAGCAAUGCCCUGUGUCACGACGGAGUGGCCCGAGGUCUCAGGGAGGCUGUCAAGGCUCUGGACAAACGUCAGGCCCUUCUCUGUCUCCUCGCCAAGAACUGUAACGAGGCGGGCUACAGUCGACUCGUCGAGGCUCUCUGCAACGAGCACAACAUCAAGCUACUCAAAGUCAGUCCAGCUUGUUCUGGUGUAUAUACCCCCGUGUCUUCUCCGUGCACAUAGCAUUUCGUGAUUACGUCGCUUUUUUGCGGAUUUGGCGAAUUCAGUGAAAUCACCACGCACACCGCCAACUGGGUUCGUAAAGCGAGAGUGCAUUUACAUCAUUUGCGACCAAGGUGAAUUCACUAGCUUUAUCACAAGCACAAGCCUGGUGUUUCGCAUCAAAGUCCUAGUGUUGAAGUCCCAGUGAUGAAAUAGAAGCUCCCUCUACUGAGUCCUACUGGGGACACUGAGGAUUAGCUUUUUCCGGAAUCACUAUAACCUUCUGAGGGACCGCGACUGUAUCACUAAGUACGGUAGUAUGUACUUAGUGUAUAGGGAUGGGCAUAUGGUACCUAGCAUCAUAGAUGUAUGGUCAGACUAGUAUAAUAGGUGAAAGAUGUUUAAAGUUGUUACUUCUCCCGU
Molecule: messenger RNA, 909 nt
Organism: Geodia barretti
Lineage: Eukaryota; Metazoa; Porifera; Demospongiae; Tetractinellida; Geodiidae
Source: the annotation of a GenBank genome assembly